Messenger RNA from Panonychus citri (citrus red mite), 929 nucleotides. It is a transcript of the gene nudC, whose product is annotated as nuclear migration protein nudC-like. The coding region runs from base 104 to 688 and encodes 194 amino acids. Gene Ontology annotation, cellular component: cytoplasm. Gene Ontology annotation, biological process: protein folding. The transcript has 2 exons. Lineage: Eukaryota; Metazoa; Arthropoda; Arachnida; Trombidiformes; Tetranychidae. The record is from RefSeq and is a predicted model, not a curated record.
GUGUGUUUAAAUUGUUUGGUUUAAUUUUUGUUAGUUAAUUGUCUUGAUUAAUCUAUUGAAUUUUUUUUUCAUUUCUCUUAGUUAACUAAUUUCUUCUCCUAACAUGAUGACAUCCGAAGGUGACAAUAUUCCUAUUUCAGAGGCAAGCGAAUCAAAUGAAGAUAAUCCCAAUUUGUUACCACCCAAUUCUGGUAAUGGAAGUGAUUUACCUAAUUACCGGUGGACACAAACACUUUCAGAAAUUGAUUUAAAGGUUCCUUUAGAUUUACCUGUAAAAUCUAGAGAUUGUCUUGUUAAAUUUGAAAAGAAACAUCUUACAGUUGGAUUAAAAGGUCAACCUCCAAUAAUCGAUGGAGAUCUUUUUGCUCCAAUUAAAAUUGAAGAAUGUUUUUGGACUUUAGAAGGUAAAACAUUGAGUUUAUCAUUGGAAAAGAUUAACAAAAUGGAAUGGUGGAAUAAAUUAGUCUCUGGAGAUCCUGAGCUCGAUACUAAAAAGAUAAAUCCAGAGCCUUCUAAACUCGGUGAUCUUGAUGGUGAAACAAGAGCAAUGGUUGAGAAAAUGAUGUUUGACCAAAGGCAAAAGGAAUUGGGUCUACCUACAUCAGAAGAAUCAAAGAAACAGGAGAUUCUGGCUAAAUUCAUGAAAGAUCAUCCAGAAAUGGAUUUCAGUAAAUGCAAAUUCAAUUAAUCAUCUACUCAGUGACAAUUUGAUAAUCAACUUCUCCUUCGUUCCGAUGUUUGUUUUUCCUUUUUUUUCUUAAUGAAUCUUCAGCUUAUUGAAUUGGUCUUUUCUUGUGAUGAAUCAUAUUAAUCACUUGGCAAUAUGUUAAUUAACGUUAAUUAUCCCAAAAAGUGAUCACAAUUAAUGACUCAAUAAUAUGAGUUUACAUUGUUUAUCAAUAAAAGCCAACAUAAUAUUUUACCAAUUA